AUGAAGAAGGUAAACAUAAUAAAUAAUCUUGAUGAACAAAUAAAAUCAUUAAAUGACAAUAACAUACCACAAAAAUAUUGUACCCCAUCAAAUAAUAUAAAUAUUCAAAAUUAUUUAAAAGAAAAUAACAUUAAGUAUAAACACCCAUCUAAUGUGUAUCUAGGUCUUAAUGAUUUAUUGAGAUUUGUUGAUAGUUUAAAUCCUUUAGAAACUUAUUCUUUUAAUCACGGAAAUAUUUAUUUGGAAAAUGGGAGAAAUGGAACAAUUAAUAAUAAGCCCAAUAAAAAUGAACAUAUAUAUAAUGAUCAAAAUUUAUUUCAACAUACCUCGAAUAAUAAUUUUUUAAGAAAUAAUUCAAGUGAAAAAACGUAUUAUACAAAAAACAACUAUGAUAAUAAUGAUAAUUAUAAAAAUUAUAAUUCCUACCAAGAAUAUAACAACCGCCAUAAUAAUAGUAAUUAUAAAAAUAGUAUUUUUUAUGAGGAUAAUAAUAAAUAUGAUAAGAAUCAAAACAAUUCCUAUAUUUGUCUGGAUAAUGAUGACCCUCAAAAAUUAAGUGAAAUCUAUGAUUCAAGAAACGCUUUAUUACAUAAAAGGGAUCAAAAAUAUACACCAAUUGACCAUAAACAAACUAUAGUAUCUGAUAAUAAGAAAAAUAAUGAAAAUAAUAUAUUGAAACGUUUGUUUGAAUGUAGAGAUAACAUGGCUAAAUGGGAUAAUAUGAAUGACCCUGAAAAAUUAAUUACUACAAAAAAUUUAAAAUUAUUAUUGUUACAUUCUCCGAAAACUAUUGAUGAUAUGAAAAAUUUAAACUUAAUAGGUUUUGGAGAAGAUAAAAUCCAAAAAUAUGGAUUUGAAUUCCUAAAAAUUUUGUUAUCCCGUUAA
Messenger RNA from Plasmodium yoelii, 885 nucleotides. RefSeq names its product conserved Plasmodium protein, unknown function. Gene Ontology annotation, molecular function: nucleotide binding; nucleic acid binding. The record is from RefSeq and is a predicted model, not a curated record. The coding region runs from base 1 to 885 and encodes 294 amino acids. NCBI's taxonomy places the organism in Eukaryota, Apicomplexa, Aconoidasida, Haemosporida, Plasmodiidae. The transcript has a single exon.